AUGGUAGCCUGUCUAUUGACGGUUGAAAUGGUCACAAAGAUGUGUAUCCAGGGAUUGACUGCCCCGUCUACGAACCAGUCAAUGAGUGUUAACGUGGACUCGUCUUCACGGCGAAACCGUGCGUACUUUCAGCAGUCGUGGAAUUGUUUCGACGCCUUCAUGGUCUUUUGCCUGUGGGCCUCAAUUGUGCUUCAGUGUUUUGAAUUGCGUGCAACUUGGAAGGCAGGAGAGGAGGAACAGAAAUUUUGGCGACAGUACGGAUGGCUAAGCGUGGUGAGGUGUCCUCGGCCCCUCAUCCUCAUUCGCGUCUUCCGAGCUGUGCUUAAGUUGCAGCUGCCGCCCUCUCGUGUGAAUGCCAUCUUCCAGCGAUCAACCCACCAAAUUUAUAAUGUGAGCGUCUUCCUACUUUUCUUCAUGUCACUCUACGGACUUCUUGGUGUGCAAUUCUUCGGUGAUGAAUUGAAUUACCACUGCGUCUCAAAAACCGCUAACGAAAGCAAUCUCUUGAAGUCGGACCUGGCCAUACCCGAUUCUUACUGCGACCCUUUCGCUCCAGAGAUGGAUAGUCAAUGCCCCAAGAAUAUGAAGUGCGUCAGAGCAAGGACCUCAAUAGCCGAUGAGGGCAGCUACGCGAGCUUUGAAGCAUUUCACAUCAGUAUCUUCACGGUAUAUCAAGCGUCAUCUCAGGAAGGCUGGGUUUUUAUAAUGUACAGAGCGAUGGAUUGUCUCGCUCCCUGGAAAGGCGUCGCCUACUUCAUCACCAUGAUUUUCAUGUUAGCUUGGCUCGUUAAGACGCUUCUCAAGUCUACAGGCUUUAACAUUUUCAUAAUGCUCUUGGUUUUGGCCAAUGCAAUUACAGCCGCAGGACAGCACUUCAAUCACCAUCGUGUACGACAUGAUGAAUUUGACGGAAAUGUUCAAAUGGACGGAUUCUACUUCGCCGAGUUGAGUUUUACGAUUGUUUUUAAUCUGGAGGCCGCAUUUAAGAUAUGGUGCCUUGGAUGGCGGGCUUACUGGUCACGAUCGCUGUUCAAGUUUGAGCUGAUGCUCUGCAUUGGCACCACCCUCCACUGCAUUCCUCAACUCUACCGGACUGAAUUCACCUACCUCUCAGUCAUGCGGAUUGUGCGAUUGAUCAAAGCCUCGCCAAUGCUGGAAGACUUCUGUUUCAAGGUAUGA
Molecule: messenger RNA, 1179 nt
Organism: Mesocestoides corti
Lineage: Eukaryota; Metazoa; Platyhelminthes; Cestoda; Cyclophyllidea; Mesocestoididae
Source: the annotation of a GenBank genome assembly